Molecule: messenger RNA, 631 nt
Organism: Arachis duranensis
Lineage: Eukaryota; Viridiplantae; Streptophyta; Magnoliopsida; Fabales; Fabaceae
Product: cytochrome b-c1 complex subunit 9, mitochondrial
Exons: 4
Coding region: 196-414 (72 amino acids)
Biological process (GO): mitochondrial electron transport, ubiquinol to cytochrome c
Source: RefSeq, a predicted model, not a curated record
GUUGACUAGGGUUUGUGAGUACUCCAACAGGCUAGGUAAUGCAAUUUUCUCUCUCUCUCUCUCCAUUUUUUGGUUAUAAUCGCAACUCGUUAGGUUUGCGGAAAAAUCUUUAGUGGCAGCACCUCAAACACCAAACCUGGCAAUAAGAGAAACAGAGAGAAAAUCGUAACCCUAAUCCGAUUUCAAACAAGAGCAAUGGAAUCUGCGUCUCGAAGAAGUGGAGGAGGCAUCUUCGAAGCCCUUUACAAGGUCCUCAUGCGCCGCAAUUCCGUCUAUGUCACCUUCGUCAUCGCCGGCGCUUUCGUCGGUGAACGGGCUGUGGAUUAUGGAGUUCACAAGCUCUGGGAGCACAAUAAUGUUGGGAAACGAUAUGAAGAUAUUUCUGUGCUAGGGCAAAGGCAAUCCGAAGAGUGAAUUGUUGGACCAUCUUUUAGCUAUUUUGAGGUUUAUUAUUCAUGGAAUUUGAAUUGAACAUCAUGAGCUGGAAGUAGCUUCUUUUUUUGCUAAUAAGUAUCUGAUAGUCUUGUGCUUUGCUAAAACUGCUCACUGGAAAUAUAGAAACAUUGAACCAGUUCAAAGCUAUGUAUUUUUUUUUUCUACAAUUUGGAAAGAAAACAUUGUGUUAUUGAAA